Messenger RNA from Hirundo rustica (Barn swallow), 1080 nucleotides. Its product is annotated as acrosin-like. The record is from RefSeq and is a predicted model, not a curated record. The coding region runs from base 1 to 1080 and encodes 359 amino acids. NCBI's taxonomy places the organism in Eukaryota, Metazoa, Chordata, Aves, Passeriformes, Hirundinidae. The transcript has 6 exons. Gene Ontology annotation, molecular function: serine-type endopeptidase activity. Gene Ontology annotation, biological process: acrosome reaction; proteolysis.
AUGAAUUGGCUCGGCCUCCUCGUCCUGCUGACCGUGGCUGGGCUGGUGCUCGGGACAUGGGACAACUGCGGAGGGACCUGCGGGCUCCGAGCUGUGUUGUCUGACUACGGCUCCAUGACUUAUUCUGACGGCAACGUGGCUUAUGAUGAUGGCGCAACACGCAUCGUUGGUGGUGCAGGUGCUCUUCCUGGGGCCUGGCCCUGGAUCGUCAGCAUCCAGCAUCCCUGGGUACCAGAUCUGGGCCAUUGGUGUGGAGGGUCUCUCAUCAGCACUCAGUGGGUCCUCACAGCGGCCCACUGCUUCGACAAGUUUGAUAACAUCAGCCUGCUGUACGUAGUGAUUGGGGCCACCCAGUUGACUCAGCCGGGCCCUGGGGCACAAAUGCGCAGUGUCAAGCAGGUGGUGAUACACAAGUAUUAUAAUCCUGCUGACAUGAGUUACGACAUCGCCCUGCUGGAAUUGGACCAUCCUGUCCAGUGCAGCCCCUACAUCCAAAUGGCCUGUGUGCCUGACGCCACACUGACAGUGUCAGCGCUGCAGAACUGCUGGAUCGCUGGCUGGGGUUCCACUGCUGCCAGAGCUCAAGGUUCAAGCGAUCACCUGCAAGAGGCCAAGGUCCAGCUCAUCAAUGUCCAGCUCUGCAACAGCAGCCGCUGGUAUGCAGGGGAAAUCCACACCCACAACUUGUGUGCUGGUUACCCACAGGGCCUCAUCGACACCUGCCAGGGUGACAGCGGUGGUCCUCUCAUGUGCCAGGACAACCACGCUGAUGACUGGUGGGUUGUUGGAGUGACCAGCUGGGGAAAAGGCUGUGCCAGAGCAAGGCAGCCUGGAGUCUACACCUCCACUCAGUAUUUCUAUGACUGGAUCCUGGUCCACACUGGCAUAAACACAGCUGGAAGGAAUUCUCCAACAUCACAAACCUGGAGUCAUUUUAUGACCGCAACACCAAUCCCCACUCAAAAGCCAACACCACUGGGCGAGGUUAGCUCCUGCCCAUUUCCACUCAACAAGCUGGUAGACUUCUUUACCAAGGUGAAGAAGCUCCUUCAUGAGGUCCUUGGACAAAACACAGCUUGA